This is a messenger RNA of Polychytrium aggregatum, 1943 nucleotides long. RefSeq names its product RNA polymerase III subunit RPC82 helix-turn-helix domain-containing protein. Bases 142 to 1716 code for a protein of 524 amino acids. Gene Ontology annotation, biological process: DNA-templated transcription. The transcript is spliced from 10 exons. Gene Ontology annotation, cellular component: RNA polymerase III complex. NCBI's taxonomy places the organism in Eukaryota, Fungi, Chytridiomycota, Chytridiomycetes, Polychytriales. Gene Ontology annotation, molecular function: single-stranded DNA binding. The record is from RefSeq and is a predicted model, not a curated record.
AAACCCAGUCGCACCAAAAUUUUUCCUCGUCGCCAGGACACGGAUCGCCCUCGCCCUUGGACGCUCAUCUCGCACCUGGCCCCGGUCUCCCUCUGGACGCAUACCUCUGCCGGGCCCGUACGCCGUUGGAACUCUGAAACGAUGCCCUGCUCUGUCGUCUCCAGGCUCUGUCUCACCAUCAUCCGAGAGCACUUUGGCCCCGUUGUUGAAAAAGUCGCAGCCGCCCUCCUCACCCGUGGACGACUGACCCUCGCGAACCUGGUCCAGAUCUCAAAGCAAUCUGCCAAGAAUGUGCGCGAAUCGCUCUUCAUCCUGAUCCAGCACAACAUCGUCAUGUUCACGGAGCAGGCCGAGGGACUACGCAUCAUGGUGUUCUACAGCAUCGACGAGCUGCAGAUUAUGUUCCGAGACCGCUAUUCGCUCUAUGUGUCCAAGAUCGCUGAGGAGUAUGGUCAUCAGGGCCGAGACUUGGCAUUGUGCAUCAUCAAGCAAGGCAAAAGCAACUAUCCCACCAUCCUCAAGGAUCUCGAUGCCCGCGACGAAGCCACUCAGAACGAGAUCCGCUAUGUGUUGACUCGGCUGAUCGCAGAUCGCUUCCUCGUUGCAGUGGAGGUCUCCGACGCCAAGUCCAUCAUCGACAAGAACAUUGAGCGGGAGAAGGCUGCGAUCGCGGAAAUGGGCGGGGCCCCGUUGACCUCGAGCGAGCUGAAGAAGCUGCGAAAAAAGCUCUUUGAAACCCCAAGCUACGACGCGACCGUCUCGACUGGCUCGAAAAGAAAGGUGCUGGACUUUGACGAGGUAUCCAGAAAGAAAGUUGCCAUGGAAGACAGCAAAAUCGAAUACUCGGACGACCAGUUCUGGAAAAUCAACGUCGAGUACUGCAACAUUCACUGCCGCACGGAUAUCAUCGCCAAGCUCGCCACAAUGCGGAUCAGCAGCGGCGCCGGCCAUCUGAUAAGAGUAAUUCUGCGGAAGCUCCAGGACAAAAUGAAGACCUGCCGCGGCGAAAAAACCUCGGAGGAUAUUUCGCAGCUCUGGAUCUCGCAGGCCCUGCGAGACGACUCGAUGCUCAAGAUCGAAGGCGAGGACUCUGACAACCGGCUGGCGAGCUAUCUCGAUGUGCUCGCCGAGGAUCCUGCCGGUUUCCUGACCAAGAUCGACGAGCGCGGCGGUGGCACUUAUGUUGUCGCCCUUGAACGCCUCAAGGGGUAUCUUCAGACACUGGCGAUCGAGUCCAUGAUCUAUGAGCGAUAUGGGUCCGUGUUUUGUCGCAUCUGGCGCCUGCUCAAGAUCGAGGGCUAUCUGGACGAGAAGCAGGUCUCGAGGCUUGCCAUGAUCCCGAUCAAGACAGCACGCGAAUGUCUGAACGAGCUGAUGGCUGGGGGCUUCGUUUUCAUUCAGGAUGUUCCCAAGACCACCGACCAUGCGCCUUCGCGAACCUUCUAUCUAUUUGGAGUGUCGGUCGAUCAAUGCGUCGAGCGGAUGCUGCAGCAGUCGUACCGCAUGCUCAACAACGUCAAGCUGCGGCGGAAGAAGGAGCUCGAAGAUCGCCAGGUGCUACUGGAGAAGAUUGAGCGAACCGACGUUGCGCAGAACCUGGACCUACUCAGUGACUCCGACAAAGCCCAGUGGGGUCUGCUCAAGAAGACGGUUGGGCUGCUCAAAGCAACGGAGCUCCGACUGGACGAGCUGAUUAUGACGCUUCGAGACAUCUGAACAGGGCCCUGGAUGGCUGUGCGGCUGGGUGGGAGGGCGGCCCGGGUGUGCCAACGGAGGCAGAGGAGCGAUGUACAUCCGGAACGAGCGACGGCCGACUGAUAACAACGAAUGCAAUGCUGUCUCGAUGGCGUUGAUAUCUGCCCAGGCCAUGGCCGCUCGCUCGCGGUGGUCCCCAGCACGGGACGGCCGACAUCCAGUGGGGGUGGCCGACACCGACACGGCCG